GGCGUCGGCGGCUGCGGCCACCUCCAGCCCCCGGGAAGCAGACCCGCUCCACCUGGCCCCGGUGGCGGCCCAGCCUGGGCCUGGAGUGCUGAGGGCUGCACUCCCCCAUCCCCUGUGCUCCCCAUCCUUGCCUUCACCAUGUUUCAGGAUGCUGGAGCAGCCCAGGCCACCACCUCUCAUGAAGCCAAGAGCGGCCCUAGCGGCAACACAGUGCAGCGCUCCAAGUCAUUCAGCCUUCGGGCACAGGUGAAGGAAACUUGUGCAGCGUGUCAAAAAACUGUCUACCCCAUGGAGCGUCUGGUGGCUGACAAGCUCAUCUUUCACAACACUUGCUUCUGCUGCAAGCACUGUCACACCAAGCUUAGUCUGGGCAGCUACGCAGCACUUCAUGGAGAGUUUUACUGUAAACCCCACUUCCAGCAGCUGUUUAAGAGUAAAGGCAACUACGAUGAAGGCUUUGGACGAAAGCAGCACAAGGAGCUCUGGGCCCACAAGGAGGUGGCCAGUGGUACCAAAACAGCCUGAGGCCCUACGGAUGCCCUCUUCCUACCCCGGAUCCCAGGGGCCUUUGGGGUGGGGUGGGGAGGAGCUUGGGAAAGAUUGAAUUGGGGGGAGGGGGGAAGGACAAGUAUGGGGGUUGCUCAGGCUGGUUCCAUGAUGACGGGGGCUAACUUGCUGUCUUUUGUCUGCAGAGGGGGGUGGGGGUUCAGUGCUAGCCCACUUUGUCCCAGGGGGCACCUCAUUCCCACUUGGGCCCUCCAGUUUGAUUUCAUACCCCCUUCCCUCAGUAGGCCUCAGAGAAGCAGGCCCCAGGGAAGGAUUUCCCCCUAUCUUGGUGCCUUCUCUCCAGCUGGGAGCCAGCCUGCCCACCACCUCCUCCAGGGUCCAAGGGCUCCGCACUGCCAAUGAGGGCCCUGUGCCCCCUCUCCCCUCCCAUCUACCUCUGUCCACGUUCUGGUUCUGAGUUACACCCAAGACAUCUGGGAGAAAGGAGAGGCUAAGGUGCCCCCUGUUGACUAGUAAAGCACAGUGAUGAUGCCCGGGUAGGGUGGGGGGGAGGGCAGAGGUGUGUCUCUAACUGUAGACCCUUGCUGUAAACCCAGGGAGAGCUUGGAAACAUUACUUGCCACUCUGGAAUCAGGGAAGAGGAGCUAAAACAACCCUUGCCAGGUUGUGAACUAUAAAGACUGGUUGUGGGACCAAAGUAGCCAGUCCCCUUUGCCCCUUCUGCCCUCCCUCCCCCCAUUGUGCCCCUCUUGACUGUUGUGAACCUAUUUUAAACAUGUACCCAAGAGUCUA
Molecule: messenger RNA, 1299 nt
Organism: Phascolarctos cinereus (koala)
Lineage: Eukaryota; Metazoa; Chordata; Mammalia; Diprotodontia; Phascolarctidae
Gene: LIMD2
Product: LIM domain containing 2
Source: RefSeq, a predicted model, not a curated record